AGGGCCUCGUGCUUGAUGUGUACGGCACUUUUCGCUCCACUUUUCACAGCAAAAAGUAGAUUAUGGAGUCGAUCUCCAGCGUGAGAGGAGAGAGGGGCGACCGCACCUGAGCUACACAAAGCGAAUGCCGCAUCAGCCUCUGGCUGUGCCAGCCGCGCUGCGGGAAUGGAUACAGGCAAUUUCCUGGCGGGCAUUUGCUUUUUCCUGCUGUCGCUCAAUGGGUUUAUCUCUUCCUCACCGGCAACCAGCUUUUGUCCCGACCGCUGUGAGUGUCAGCACCCGCAGCACCUCAUGUGCACCAACCGCGGCUUGCGAACUGUGCCCAAACCCGCCGCGCGUGUGCCCGAGGACGCGCUGAUCUUCAGCCUUGGGGGUAACUUUAUUACCAACAUCUCUGCCUUCGAUUUCACACGGUACAGUAACCUCAUGCGGUUGAAUUUACAGUACAAUCAAAUACAAACCAUUCACCCCAAAGCAUUUGAGAAGCUCUCCAAUUUGGAAGAGCUGUACUUGGGACAUAAUCUUUUAUCAAAUAUUCCCACUGGGACGUUACAGCCCCUGAAGAAAUUAACUAUUCUCUAUGGAAAUAAUAAUGACAUUCAGAAAAUCACUCCGGAGCUCCUUGCCAACUUGGAUAACCUUGUUAAAUUGCGUCUGGACGGCAACUCAAUAGAAAUAUUGCAGGAGUCUGUUUUUAAAAGUUUGACCGGUCUACAUUAUCUCCAUCUGGAAUCCAACAAACUGCAGCAUAUUCACAGAAACGCCUUCUCUAAACUCACCAACCUGCGCUUUCUAAACCUGGCGCACAACAAGCAGUCAGUCGUGCGCAACGCCCUCACUUUUUCCCAACUCAAAGCUCUGACGACUUUGCUGCUGUCUGAAAAUGAAAUCCAGUUCGUCGGAAACCACGUCUUCCAAAAUCUGAAAAGGCUGUCUAAACUGUCCCUCAGUAACAACAGAAUCUCUCGCCUGGACAGCGGGGCCCUGAAGGGGCUGUCGAGCCUCAGAGAGCUUCUGAUUGACGGUAACGAGCUGGAGGAGAUCCCCGCCGGUCUCCUCGACUCCCUGGAGCGCAUCGAGGAGCUGGACUUCAGUCGCAACCGGAUUUCAAACGUGGACUCUUUAGCCUUUUCGCAGCUUAAACAUUUGAGGGUCCUGAAGCUGAAGAACAACAUGCUCACCAGUCUGUCCGGGGACAUUUUUGCCCUCAACAAAGUGCUUUACGACCUGGAUCUCCAUGGCAACAACUGGACCUGUGACUGUCGCCUGGAGGAGCUGAAAAGAUGGAUGACUGCUGCGCAUUCUCAGGGCAAAUUGUUGACUGUUUUUGUGCAGUGUCAUCACCCAGCAACUCUGAGGGGGAAGUAUCUGGACUAUGUGAACAGCUCACAGCUGCAACCCCUUGGAAACUGGACCCACUUGUGUAGGAGUCAAGGUGGGCCUGAGGAAAGCCGGGGAGGGGGUGUGUUGGUAAAGGUGGAGGGGAAAGCGAUGGGAAUGGCAGAUGCAAUAAAGCAGGAGGAGAGAGGUGAAGAAGGCCAGGUGGAGGAGACAGAAGGUAUAGAUUUGAGACAGGGGGUCACGGAUGGGGUGAUAAUGAGGAAUGAGGGAGAGAAAAGGAAGAGAGAGGGACAGGAGGCAGUGGGAAUUCAGGGAGACCAAGGGGGUCUAGAGGUGGCAGAACACUCGUCUUUAUUGGAAAGAAAGAAACCAAAGAAAGAGUCUCAGAGCCCAAGGUCACGACCUGCUGCAGAGGCAGCUGGAAAACAUGCCAAAGGGAGACAAAGGUCAAAUGUAAUUUCCAGAACUGUUCCACCAGCUAUUUCCACACCAAGUCACGCUGGACACCAGGGCAGGAACGCCACUGAGCCAAACACAGGGCUCACCACCACUUCUCCGGACCAGUCAGGAGAAAAGUUUGAUCUUCUGAGGUCAGAUCAGGAGGAGGCUCUACCAGUUAUCACCGAUCCUUGUGUGUUCAACCGCCAUUUCAUCACUAAUGUUUCUGUGAGUCAAGUGACAUCUAGUGCUGUCACCGUCAACUGGGCCACCAGACAUCAUCACCAAUACACACCAGGACCUGGGCCAGGCCUAGAUGAAGUCCACUACCGGAUUCUGUUUGACCGGUUUGGCACUCCAGAUCGUUUCCCCCGCUAUGUUUACAGUCGUGGCACAGCUCGCUCUGUAACCCUUCGAGAACUCAGCUCAGAUGUCACCUACGUGGUGUGCGUGGAGGGAGUAGUCGGAGGGUCUGUGUGUCAGGUUGCACCCCGUGACCACUGUGCAGGGCUGGUCACUCUUCCGGAGGGGUUCAGCCGCAGAGGCAUGCUGACCUCUGACCUCCAGCUGGUGACGGUGGCCACGCUGGCCGGAAACGCCGUGCUGCUGCUUGUCAUUGGCGGAGUCUGGCUGGGGCGGAGCCUGAAGAGGAGGUUGCAGAGGAGGAAGUCGGCCGUGCACGUUCGGCACAUGUACUCCACCAGACGACAGUUUCGUCCCACCAUGGCGACGGCCUCGGUGUCCACUGAUUUCACCAGCUACCAAAGCAGUCGGCCAGCAAGACUCGCACCACUAGAAGAAGGGAACCUCAUUGAGUUCCCCUGUGACCGCUUUCUGGACAGCAGCAGUCUUCGCAGAGACAGUGACAUGCAGAGAUUCUCUGACUAGAGCCAACAGGAGGAUAUGUUAUUUGGUAUGUGCUGCGAUCUCUGCUCUAUUUAGAAUAAAGAAAAUGCACACUGCAGUGUCACAUUAAAAACAUGGGUGUGUUUGUGGCUGUGAACAAACCAAGUCAUUUCAUCCCCAAGAAAACUUUUAAAGUCACAAGAGACCAGCUGAGCUCAUCAGUGCCUUUUCAGACACCAAAGGAAGUCCGGUCCCUUUGACUUCCUCUUCCUGCUUUGCGCCUUUACUCUUUCAUUUCCUUGCACCUGUGAGUGCUUCUAACUGUGAUUUGUUGUGAUUGCAAGUGUACACUCAUGAAUGAUUCAUCACUGAUUUCAACUACGGUGCUAAUAUUGAGUUCACAGACAUCAUAUUGUCUCAUAUUUGUACAGUGUGUAAUGAUGGCUACUGGUUGGCAGGAAAAAAAACAUUUGUUUUGUAUCACAUCUAUCAUGUUUUUAUACUUAUAUAUAUAAUUUUGCAUUACAUGAAGAAGUAAAGUCCCCCAAAAUGUGA
Molecule: messenger RNA, 3180 nt
Organism: Micropterus dolomieu (smallmouth bass)
Lineage: Eukaryota; Metazoa; Chordata; Actinopteri; Centrarchiformes; Centrarchidae
Gene: tril
Product: TLR4 interactor with leucine-rich repeats
Exons: 1
Coding region: 166-2667 (833 amino acids)
Cellular component (GO): extracellular matrix
Molecular function (GO): protein binding
Source: RefSeq, a predicted model, not a curated record